AUGUGUCUGAACAAGGAGCUCUUCGAGAGGGCAGAGUGGCGCGACAUCGUGAUCUGCUUAGCGUUUCCACCUUCAAUGUUUAUCAACACUAGAGCCCUCUUCCAUAAGUGGCUUUUGCUUACGGGACUUGCUUCGGUCCAUGAGUUUCUUGCCGGUUUGAUCUCUAGAAUAGAUGUAGUAACAACAACUGGGAGAAUGAAAACAGAACAUGACUCUUCUUGA
Messenger RNA from Microthlaspi erraticum, 222 nucleotides. The record is from the annotation of a GenBank genome assembly. NCBI's taxonomy places the organism in Eukaryota, Viridiplantae, Streptophyta, Magnoliopsida, Brassicales, Brassicaceae.